CAGGAAGAUAUAAACAUUUCUAUUGCAGUUUGUUAAUAACCGCAUGCAAACAGCUACUUUAGUGAAUGGAUUCUAGAUAAACUUUACCAAUAUGGCAGGAGCUAUGUUGGUCCAACAAAUGCCAAGACAUACAUGUACGAUUUCACGAUCAGAGGACCUUAAUGUACGCAGAAGAUAUGGACUGGUUGAACAAGACACUGGAGAAUUUUUUGAUGGUACAACAGAGUCAAGGAAAGCACAGUCUGAGAACCUAUAUGAACAAAGAAGGCGCGGAUAUGCAGAACAGGACACUUCAGAAGCAGUACCAAUAGAACCUAUUCAGCAUCGGUUUUACAAACCAGAGCAAUUCCCACGUUUUCAAUAUAUUUAUAACCAAAUUAUGGAUUGCAAAUCUCGUAUUGAAAAGGCGGGAAUCGGAAGAAUUCAGACACAUCAAAUGUCUGAAAACGUCAAUAUCAAAAUUGGUACUAUAGGCGACUUCACAGAUAAAAAGUGUAACCUCAUAUCGAAGAGAAAAGGGAGAAAAACUACUCCAAACGGCACAACAAUUUGGGAGGCACAACCACUUGUUUGCUUCUCGGAAUCAUUGAAAGAUGACUUGUGUCUUCAACAUGCAUGCCAUAAGAUACUUAUCAAGUCAGGUACCUUAAGUGAUACAGACCAAACUGAUGAUUCAGUUAUCAUCGUUGGCCACAACAAAGAGCAAAUCAAAAAUGCAAUCACCACAUGUUUGGAAGAACCGCUUCAUCAAAUGUUACAAAAAUGGUUAGAAGUUUUAAAAAAUGAGCCUUCAAAUGAUACUACAUCAGAACUUUUUGCUGAAAUAGAGGCUAUAGGUAAACAGAUGGAGUUUAUCAACAGAAAAUACACAACUCCAAAUCUGAAUUCAAAAUCUUUAGUUCCAGACGACGUGAAAGAAUACCUUUUUCGGAUGCCUGGUGUACAUUCGUUUGGAAUUUGGGGGAGUUCAUCGUUCAAAAUUUUUGUAAAUAAGUCUGAUGAGAAAAGUUUGUGGGAUGACUUGACAAAGAAGAAUCCUACUUUUUUCAACAAAUAUAAAAUAGAAAUAGAAAAUCGGAAACUUCAAGACAAACUUACACAUCUGAUGCAGGGCGAUGAAAUUCAAGCGAAGAUACCAAAUGAUGAUCAAAAAUGUCACACAGGUACACUUGGCGGAAUUGUCACAAAGGCUAACGACAAAAGUAGGAAAUUUGCAUUGACAUGUAACCAUUUAUUUCCGAUAGUGGGCGAACGUGCAUACAACGAAAACCUUGAGGACAUAGGAGCCUGCUUGUUUACUACAAACAAAAAUUCUUGUGAUUUCGCUGCCAUUGAAAUUGAAAAGUCGUUCUCAGAAAAAUGCGAUGAAACCUUUCAAAAUGAAGACAGGAAAAUCAUCAAUGCACGAGUAUUUUCAGAAAGUUUAACAAAUGUGGGUAUCGUUCAUAAAAUAGGAGCCGCCACAAAGGUGACAAAGGGAAGAGUUCUUAGUUCCGAAUAUUAUGACAAGCUAUUUGACGAUAACAAUAGAGAGCAUGUUUUUCUUGUAAAAGGAAUUCCAGGAAAUUUUUCUAAGGAAGGUGAUAGUGGAUCACUUGUUUUUACCAGAUCGAAUGAUGCGCGACAAACCUGCGUAGAUGUUUUGGGUAUGGUAUAUGGCAAUAAAGUCACAGUGUAUGAUGAUGAUGAUGAUGAUGAUGAUGAUGUUAAGCGAAAAAGUAAAAAUAAGGAUGAUCACGAAAGUUCAAACACGUCUCCUUCAAGCAAAGGUGAUAAUGCAGCCUCAAAUGUCAACGAAAGCGAAAAUAUUUCUAGCUGUUACCGAAUUCAUACUGCUCUUGAACUAUUCAAACAGAACCAACGCGAAGAAUUAAAGUUAAAAGACGAUUUGUUGUUAUCAUCGCCAGAAACGUCUGAAUCUGAUGAUUGCAACGAAGAAACACCUCAAUAAUAUAUGGAAAACUUCAUUCCUUACCAUAAAAGAAAGCAUUAUUUAUUCGAGAAUUGUUUUGAAAUGGUUUGAAGUUUAGUUAGAUAUUACAGUCGAAUGCAGAUUGUUCUUAUCAAAAUUACCAAAAACAUCUAAGAAGGUUGGCACCUGAAAUACUAGUAAUGUCAAUCAUCCAACAACACCUCGGAUAAAAAGACGGAGACAUGAGAUUUUCAAUUUUUUAAUUUGCCACCUAUGUCACAUUCCUUUUCUUUUUUGAAAUAUGAGGACAUAGGAGCCUGCUCUUUAACAAUGGACAAUAAUUCUUGCGAUUUUGCUGCCAUUGAAAUUGAAAAGUCGUUCUCAGAAAAUUGCGAUGAAACCUUUCAAAAGGAAGACAGGAAAAUCAUCAAUGCACGAGUAUUUUCAGAAAGUCUAACAAAUAUGGGUACGCGGGUAUGAUAAUGCAACUCUCAGAGAUAAAAUUCCUCUGAUCGAUAUGACGUCACAAUAAGCAGAAUGAUGUCAUAUUUUAAUCAGAAUCAUGUCAAAUUUUACUUCACCUCUGGUUUUAAUGAUAAAAACUACCGGCGUAAAAUUUUGCUAGAUACCCUUCUAACUGAAUAUAUUUUCGAUUUCUCUGUAUUAAGUAUAAUUAUCAUUGAUGACGUCACAUGCAUGUUUAAUAGAGAAGAUCAAUGUCGAGAGACAAAUUAUCGGAAUGCAUGUAAACAAUGCCGAUAUCAGACUUAUUCCAUACCGAUACACAAGAUUUAGAUAAAUGUCAGUUGGGAUAUAAUCAAGAUAAUUCGGGCAUGGAUAUUUUGUUUUAUUAGCGAGUGUUAUAAGGUAAGCAGAUAAACAUUUCUGUGACUUGACCGGCAUUUUCUCUGUAAGUGUUUACAAAAAAAUCAAAAGUGUAACACUAUACACAAUAUUAUGAAUGUUGAAUUUGAUAAAUAUCAAAAGCAUAUGACCUUUACUACUUGAAAAGUGCUGCUAGAAUCCUGUGCUUCGUUGUUGUAAAUAUGAAAUACGUAGUAUUUUCAAUGAAAUUGAAGAGGUCAAAGGGGUUUCCGAUAAAUAAUGACACUAUUUAUUUUAUGCGAUUAACGAUAGGAUUCUAGCAGUUAUUCUUAUAAACAUGAACAAAUUAAUGAUGGAAUUAUUGUAUAAUACAUACAAAUGAACUUCGGGGUAGUGUUACACUUUUUGAUUUUUUAUUAAGGUAAAAACGUUAUCUAUUUAAAACUGUCACGUGAUACCAUGGCACGGCAGCUUUUAAGAUUAACUUACUUCCGAAAUAGAAAAACAAUAUCAUUGCGAACACAUUCACUUGAUAUGAAUAUUCAGCACUGUUUUCUUAACCUUGCCUUAACCGACCCGCGUAUCGUUCAUAAAAUAGGAGCCGCCACAAAGGUGACAAAGGGAAGAGUUCUUAGUUCCGAAUAUUAUGACAAGUUAUUUGACGAUAACAAUAGAGAACAUGUUUUUCUUGUAAAAGGAAUUCCAGGAAAUUUUUCUAAGGAGCAUGAUAGUGGAUCACUUGUUUUUACUAGAUCGAAGGAUGCACAACAGACCUGCGUAGAUGUCUUGGGUAUGGUAUAUGGCAAUAAAGUCACAGUGUAUGAUGAUUAUGAUGAUGAUGUUGAGCGAAAAAGUAAAAAUAAGGAUGAUAACGAAAGUUCAAACACGUCUCCUUCAAGCAAAAGUGAUAAUGCAGCCUCAAAUGUCAACGAAAGCGACAAUAUUUCUAGCUGUUACCGAAUUCAUACUGCUCUUGAACUAUUCAAACAGAACCAACGCGAAGAAUUAAAGUUCAAAGACAAUUUGUUGUUAUCAUCGCCGGAAACGUCCGAAUCUGAUGAUUGCAACGAAGAAACACCUCAAAAAUAAAAGGAAAACUUCAUUCCUUACCAUAAAAGAAAGCAUUAUUUAUUCGAGAAUUGUUUUGAAAUGGUUAAAGUUUAGUUAGAUAUUACAGUUGAAUGCAUAUUGUACUUAUCAAAAUUACCAAAAACAUUUAAGGAGGUUGGCACCUGAAAUACUAGCAAUGUCAAUCAUCCAACAACACCUCGGAUAAAAAGACGGAGACAUGAGAUUUUCAAUUAUUUAAUUUGCCACCUAUGUCACAUUCCAUUUCUUUUUUGAAAUAUGAGGACAUAGGAGCCUGCUCUUUAACAAUGGACCAAAAUUCUUGUGAUUUUGCUGCCAUUGAAAUUGAAAAGUCGUUCUCAGAAAAUUGCGAUGAAACCUUUCAAAAGGAAGACAGGAAUAUCAUCAAUGCACGAGUAUUUUCAGAAAGUCUAACAAAUAUGGGUACGCGGGUAUGAUAAGGCAACUCUCAGAGUUAAAACUCCUCUGAUCGAUAUGACGUCAUAAUAAGCAGAAUGAUGUCAUAUUUUAAUCAGAAUCAUGUCAAUUUUUACUUUAUCUCUGGUUUUAAUCAUAAAAACUACCAAAAAAACUAUCAAAAUUACCAAAAACAUUUAAGGAGGUUGGCACAUGAAAUACUAGCAAUGUCAAUCAUCCAACAACACCUCGGAUAAAAAGACGGAGACAUGAGAUUUUCAAUUAUAUAUUUUGCCACCUAUGUCACAUUCCAUUUCUUUUUUGAAAU
Molecule: messenger RNA, 4550 nt
Organism: Magallana angulata
Lineage: Eukaryota; Metazoa; Mollusca; Bivalvia; Ostreida; Ostreidae
Exons: 9
Coding region: 92-1951 (619 amino acids)
Source: RefSeq, a predicted model, not a curated record